GGCGCUAUCUGAGUCCAUCAGAUAACAGUAUCACACGUGCAUCCGCAUAGAAUACCAAUAUGGCAAUCUAGAAUCACCGUCCAAGACACCAUUGGACGGCUGAUAUGGUUCCCGCAUACAGAUUCUAUGCAUUUCCCAACACGGAUGAUCAUGGAGCCGUCGGAUGCUUUGCUCCGAGUUGCAGGGCGUCCGGAGGAACCCCGUUCGAGAAGACCUGCGAGAAGGAAGCCUUCUCCAAAUUUUAGACUCACUUCUCUUGCGAGUCGUUGCCCAUCUUUGACGAACGAACUCUCUCCGCCUCUACCAAGGCCGAGAGAAGAAAAGAAGCAAUAAAGAAAGCGAAAGAGGGUGAGAGAGACGAAGCGAGAUCGAGAGGUCGUCGUCGUCUCGUCGUCGCCUACUAGCUUCGAAUCGGAAUCAAUGGCGCAGCAUCUGACGGAGGAGCAGAUCGCGGAGUUCAAGGCGCUCUUCGGCCUCUUCGACAAGGACGGAGACGGCUGCAUAACUACCAAAGAACUGAGCAUUGUGAUGAGAUCCUUGGGACAGAAUCCAACUGAAGCUGAACUGCAGGAUAUGAUCAAUGAAGUUGAUGCUGAUCAAAAUGGAGCCAUUGAUUUUCCUGAGUUUUUGAAUUUGAUGGCAUGCAAAAUGAAAAACACUGAUUCUGAGGAAGAACUGAAGGAAGCAUUCAAAGUGUUUGACAAGGAUCGGAACGGUUUUAUAUCUGCUACAGAUCUCCGUAAUGUGUUGACAAACCUUGGAGAGAAGCUGACAGAUGAGGAAGCUAACGAGAUGAUACGAGAAGCGGAUAUUGAUGGUGACGGGCAAGUGAACUACGAGGAGUUUGUGAUAAUGAUGUUGGCCAGGUGAGGUUGCCAUCUUUUUCCGGUGGGAAGGAAAGGGGAGGGGGUGCAUGUGAACUACGAGAAGCAUAUGAAGAUAUCCGAAAUGAUGAUACCUCAAGUGGCGUUACUGAUGUGCACGUCGGGAAGGUUAUUAGGCUAGCCAGUCUUGAUUCUAUUUGCAUGAAAAACAGAUGGCCUUAAUCUCCGGCCCAAUUAAAUUAGAGCUUUUAAUUAUCUAGAUGACCAAAUAGACUUACAAUACACGAGCUUAUCCUCUUAAUCCAAUAAGAGUAGAAUAUGAACAAGGACUACAAGCGUGGUGGCAUCUAGUGAAAUGCAAAACUUCUCAUGUUGUAAACAAUUUCAUGUCUAAAAUCGGUGCAGCUUUGUCUUUGAAAAAAUUUGUGUCCAAGAUGUUUUCUGUGACAGUGUUUUCUUUCUAAAGGUUAUUCAGUUAUUCUA
Molecule: messenger RNA, 1307 nt
Organism: Phoenix dactylifera (date palm)
Lineage: Eukaryota; Viridiplantae; Streptophyta; Magnoliopsida; Arecales; Arecaceae
Product: calmodulin-like
Cellular component (GO): myosin II complex
Molecular function (GO): calcium ion binding
Source: RefSeq, a predicted model, not a curated record